Messenger RNA from Pseudomassariella vexata, 1914 nucleotides. RefSeq names its product MBOAT family protein. Gene Ontology annotation, molecular function: ergosterol O-acyltransferase activity. Gene Ontology annotation, cellular component: endoplasmic reticulum membrane. The transcript has 6 exons. Bases 1 to 1914 code for a protein of 637 amino acids. Lineage: Eukaryota; Fungi; Ascomycota; Sordariomycetes; Amphisphaeriales; Pseudomassariaceae. The record is from RefSeq and is a predicted model, not a curated record. Gene Ontology annotation, biological process: ergosterol metabolic process.
AUGGCGAACGCCAGCCGGAGUUUAGACCAAACGUCUGAAAGCACAAGCGGAGAAGAUUACGACGAUGAGCAGCGGCGGCGGCAACGAAGGCGACCGUCCGUGUCGGUGCGCCUAUGCCGCGCGCCAAAGCAAGCUCACGUCUAUGACAGCUCAGCCAUAGACACGCCAGAGAUCGUGCCAACGGAUGGGGGCGCCAGCGCUGACUCGACCGACGCGGACUACAUGCAUCCUUUGGGCACAUCCAGAUCCGAUUCUUCGGGUGAAAAGAUCAAGAAGACGUAUGUCAUCGCUUCGGACGACACCGAGCUGAGGGAGAUUUUGAAGCGGGGGCUAGAACGCGAAAAAGAGAAGAGACAGCCGUCUCGCGGUAGGGAAAAGCUUCGAGAUAUGGUUUUCACUCGGCAGUUUUCGACGUUCGACAGGCAGAACCAAGAUGCGGCCAAGAGCCUGUUUCACGGCUUCUACGUGCUGUUUUGGAUUUCGGUUUCAUUUUCCAUUGUCAAGAUGGCGACUGACAAUUGGAGGAAGACGGGGAGUCCACUGGGGACUAACGAGAUUAUGAAGUCGAUGUUUCGGAGAGAUGUCGCUGUGCUAUUUGCAUCAGACGGUGUCAUGUGUGGUAUAACCGGCUUAGGCUGGAUACUGCAGAGACUCGUACUUAAAGGCUGGAUCCACUGGGGUAGGACGGGUUGGAUUAUACAAAAUAUAUGGCAAACAAUCUUCAUCGGCGGAGUCGUCGGCCUCACCUUGAUAAGAGAUUGGCCAUGGACGCAUACCGUAUUUUUCGUGUUACACGGAAUUGUCAUGUUGAUGAAGCAACACUCUUACGCAUUCUACAACGGCUACCUCUCCACCGUCUUUAAAAAACACCAACAACUUCUGUCAAGGUUAAAGCAGCUGGAUAAUAUCUCACCAGUCACUUCCCCCUCCACAACGAAGCCCCCCCCUUCGGAUCUUUCCGUCUCUCAUCUGUCCCAUCGCCCCUCAGCCGCCGAGUACCGAGACCGCCGCCUGUCCGUCUCCAAAAACGUCAGCGACGGCGACUUGGAGCAAAUCUCCCACGCCAUUGACUCGGGGUCACCCCUCGACAUGGACCAAGUCCAAGUCUUCGAACGCAUCAUCAAGUGGGAGAUCGACGCCCUGACGGAAGAGCUGAAAGGCAAAGCCACGAAUCCGACGCACUUCUACCCGCGCAACCUGACCUUUUUGAACCACUACGAGUACAUCGUCUUGCCCACCGUGGUCUACGAGCUCGAGUACCCCCGCUCUGAUAGUAUCAACUGGCUGUAUGUGGCCGAGAAGGGCACCGCAGCCCUUGGCGUCGUAUUCGUAAUGAUCAUGGUUUCCCAGAGUUUUAUAUACCCCGUUGUUAUGCGAGCUGUCAUGAUGAAGGAAAAUGGGUGGUCUACGGCCGCGCGGUUCAGGGAGUUUCCCUGGAUUUUGAGCGAUUUGGUGUUUCCAUUUAUGCUGGAGUAUUUGCUUGCCUGGUACCUCAUCUGGGAAACGGUCCUCAACUUCCUGGCAGAGCUUACGCGUUUCGCGGACCGAAGCUUUUACGAUGCUUGGUGGAAUUCCGUAUCCUGGGACCAAUUCGCCCGCGACUGGAACCGCCCCGUGCACAACUUCCUGCUGCGGCACGUCUACCACAGCUCCAUUUCGUCCAUGCGCGUUAACAAGCACACGGCGACCCUCAUCACGUUCUUUCUGUCCGCCUGUAUCCACGAGCUCGUCAUGUGGUGCAUUUUCAAGAAGCUUCGCGGAUACCUAUUAAUGCUGCAGAUGUGCCAGCUUCCGCUCGUGAGGCUGAGUCGUACCAGGUGGCUCAAGAAUCAGAAGACGUUGGGAAAUAUGAUUUUCUGGGUGGGUAUUUUCACGGGACCGAGUUUGUUGUGUAGUUUGUACUUGAUUCUUUGA